Molecule: messenger RNA, 1980 nt
Organism: Chenopodium quinoa (quinoa)
Lineage: Eukaryota; Viridiplantae; Streptophyta; Magnoliopsida; Caryophyllales; Amaranthaceae
Exons: 7
Coding region: 225-1766 (513 amino acids)
Molecular function (GO): ubiquitin protein ligase activity
Source: RefSeq, a predicted model, not a curated record
CUUUAGUAUCCGGCCAUCAUUGCUUGCUAAAGGUGCCCUCAGAGAACAAGUAUCCCGGAGCUUCAUACUUUCAUUCUAUUUCUUCCCAAACAAGAGGUCAAAGUAGUGAUGCUGAAUCCAGUACUGAGAGCAUUGAGAUCAAUCUCAAUUCUCUUUCUCUUAACAAUGGAGGUGCAGCUGUCGGUAAUGUAGCUGUCGGUAAUGUUGCUGAGCCAAGAUUGUCAAUGGGCUCCUCCUCUAAUGUUGAUUAUUCUGUAGGAGCUCCCAGCUCUUUGGGGAAGCAAGAGGAUAUUAGCUCAGAUCCUAAAGUCAGCAUUCAAAAUAUAGCUGACGAGACAAGGGAAGUACCAGGUGGUUCAAGACAGACAUUUGAAGUGGGAAGCUCUAGUGGUCCUCCUCAAGCAGAAAACAACUUGUCGAAUAAUCUUUCAGUUCAUUUGAAUGAUUCUUCCUCCCAUACAUCAUUGAUGUCAUCUUGGAAUAUUAAUCAGAUGAAUGUUCAAGAACAUCCUGUCUUGGGAACAGGCGCUGGUCUUCACUCAAGCUAUAACUCCCAUCCUCGUCCAAUCGCCAGUAUCCUUCCUGUAAUGCCUCAUGAAAAUUUCAACCAAGGGCUAGCCAUCAAUACCUUUCAGAUCUCCACACUGUAUAAUCCACUCCUUGCAUAUGGGAAUCCUCUUUUUCCUUUAGUUCUAUAUCCCUCACAAUCACCAUUGCCUAUGUGGCAGUGGCUCAAUGAUAUUUCUGUAAGUUCCAGGCCUUACACCUCACCAGACAUGCCCAGGAUGGUGCUUGCUCCUAGCUUUUCUGGAAAUCUGUCUCAGUCGGCUUUUACUAUCGACUCCAGUUUAAGGGCUGGCAAUAUAAUUGAGAGUGGACUUUUGCCUGACCUACAAGGCCACUCACAUCAUCUGCAUCAUCACAGCCUAGCCGUUGGAAGCUAUGAUACUCUUGGUGGUGAUUAUAUUCAUCAAAUGGAGCAUAAUUUAUAUUACCAUCAGUGGCCCUCCCUUCCCUGGGCUCCUCUAACCACUAAUCCAGCUGGAAGGCAGCAAACAGCAUUAGAUUUCCUGCCAGGGUUUGUUUCUCCUGGGAUUGGUCCAGGAUCAGGUGUUGGGAAUUUUGUUUUCACUCCUAGUCCAAAUCCUGCUACCUAUGGGCAUCAUGGACAUGACAUUGUCGGCCAGAAUUCUUAUUUUUCGGGUCCAUCAGUCACCCAAUCUGGUCAUCAUCUAAGUCUUGGAGUGCACCAUGCUUCUCAGUCUACGGAGGCUGAAGUAGAAAGACAUCACAGGCCAAUGUCCGAGCCACAUCUUCAGAAUAUUGUUGGUGCACAGAUUGAACACCAGAUGUACUUGGUGCAAUCACAGGCAGCACUUAUGCUUCCAGUGCACUAUGUGCAUCACAUCGCAAUUGGGUAUCCAGUGGGAAUGUUUCUGCAAGAUAUGCACCAUGUUAUGAGACUUGACGUAGAGAAUAUGUCGUAUGAGGAGUUGUUAGCUCUAGAAGAUCAUAUUGGGAAUGUUUCUUCUGGUUUAAGUGAUGAAACCAUUAUGGAGCUUCUAAAGUGGAGAUAUUAUGAAUGUGCUGUCAAAGAACCUAUUUCAGAUGAUGAGAUAUGUUGCGUAUGCAGAGAAGAGUAUGCUCAAGGAGAAGAAAUUGGAGAGUUGAAUUGUGGUCAUGAGUUCCAUACAAGGUGUAUCAAACAGUGGCUCAUCAUCAAAAAUACAUGCCCGCUCUGUCAAAUGAAGGGCUUGGAUGCAUAGCACGCUGCAGGAAUGAAAUUUAUUGCUGUAAAGUAGUUUUAUAAACAUCUUUAGCAAUUUGCUGAAGUUACUUUGGUUUAGCAUCUUUUUAUAUUGGUUUUUUCUAUUGAAACUUAAUAAUGUGGACGUUGUAAGUGUAUAUGGACCCACAGUCAUAUAAGAAGCAACACAUCUGUUGCAAAUAGUACAAUAAUGAAAAUCCUUUCUUCGGAAU